AUGGCAGCCAAUAUUGCAUCCUUGAGGCGAAGUUUUGCAGAGAGAAGCAGAGAAAGGUUGCUAUCCAGAAAAGGGUAUUCAGAAUUAGGAUUGGGUGAAUCUUAUGGUGGUGAUGAAGGUCUCAGAUGCGGUUGUAUUCGAUCAGUUGGCGAUAAAUUUACAAAUUUUUGGAUUACUGUUCGAGAAAAUGCAGUUAAAGCAUAUAAAAUGGGUCGCUCUGAUCCUCGAAAAGUCAUAUUUGCAGCUAAAAUGGGAUUGGCUCUCGUGCUCGUUUCGGUUCUCAUAUUCUUCAAAGAACCACUCAAUUAUAUUGGGCAACACUCCAUCUGGGCGAUCCUCACCGUUGUCGUUGUUUUCGAAUUCAGCAUAGGAGCCACACUUAACAAAGGAUUUAACCGCGCCUUGGGGACAGUAUCUGCCGGCGCACUUUCUCUGGGCAUUGCUGAACUAUCUGUGUUGGCUGGAGAUUGGCAAGAAUUUGUUAUCGUUUUCAGCAUUUUUAUGGCAGGGUUUUGUGCAAGUUAUUUGAAGCUGCACCCGUCGAUGAAGCAAUACGAAUAUGGGUUUCGGGUUUUCCUGUUGACAUUUUGUAUCGUCUUGGUAUCGGGGACUUCAAAUUUUAUCCAAACUGCUGUUUCUCGGUUCUUGCUAAUUGCUGUUGGAGCUGGUGUGUGUUUGCUUGUUAAUAUCUGUGUUUAUCCCAUUUGGGCUGGAGAGGAUUUACACAAAUUGGUGGUGAAAAAUUUUAAGGGUGUUGCUACUUCCUUGGAAGAUUGUGUUAAUGGGUACUUGGACAGCGUUGAAUAUGAGAGGAUCCCUUCAAAAAUUCUAUUCUACCAGGCUUCUGAUGACCUUGUUUAUAAAGGAUACAGAUCUGCUGUGGAGUCCACAAGCCAAGAGGAUUCCCUUUUAAACUUUGCUGUAUGGGAACCACCUCAUGGCCGUUACAAAAUGUUCAACUAUCCUUGGAGUGACUAUGUUAAAGUUAGUGGUGCAUUGCGGCAUUGUGCAUUCAUGGUCAUGGCAAUGCAUGGGAGUAUACUCUCACAAAUACAGGUGAAAUUUUCUUGGCUGUCUUUAGUAGACAGUAUCAUUUUUUUAGUUUCUUAUGCUACUGCUAUGGCAUUCUACUCUAACAUAGCCAUGAUAACUGGCAUGUUCCUGCAACAUUAG
This is a messenger RNA of Ilex paraguariensis (yerba mate), 1173 nucleotides long. The record is from the annotation of a GenBank genome assembly. Lineage: Eukaryota; Viridiplantae; Streptophyta; Magnoliopsida; Aquifoliales; Aquifoliaceae.